ACUCGCCCCUCUAUUUCUUCUUCCUCCUCCUCUCUUAUACUAGCGAAUCUUCUUCAGUAGUGCUUCUGAUGCUUCUGAUUAUCAUUGGGUCAAAUAAUCAAAGCAGAAUUUCUCGAUUCAUUCUUCAAUGAAGUCAUGGCGACUUAUCCCGAUUUGCAGUUAAUUUACCUAUGUUUUACUUUGAACCACCAAACCAAGUAGGGUAUUUUUUGUUUAUUAUCUUUCAACAGCUUAGAUCCCAUUAACUUGCAACUUGCAUUCGUCAACGGGACAGCGGUCGUGUUGUUUACACUUGUAGCGGCCGUGUCUUUAUCUGAGCCAUAAUUUUGGGUCAUCAUUGAGCUUGUUGGGGGAAACUGUUGAGAGUUAAUGGCGGAACAGAUCGGUCCAAGGUUGUACAGCUGUUGUAAUUGUAGAAACCAAGUUUCACUCCACGACGAUAUAAUUUCCAAGGCUUUUCAGGGAAGAAAUGGCAGAGCUUUUCUGUUCUCCCAUGCAAUGAAUAUUGUCGUAGGGCCAAAAGAAGACAGGCAUCUCCUGACUGGACUGCACACAGUUGCUGAUGUUUAUUGUGGUGAUUGCCGUGAAGUGUUGGGUUGGAAGUAUGAAAGAGCUUAUGAAGCAUCGCAGAAGUACAAGGAAGGGAAGUUCAUCCUUGAGAAGUCAAAAAUCGUGAGGGAGAACUGGUAGUAUAUAUAGCAUUCCCUGAUGCUCCUUAAUCCAUUCAUUCCAGCCUUGGAAGUAGAUUAUUUCAUGCUUCAUGAUGUCCGUCUUGUACAGGAAUUUCUCACCCAUUCUAAAUCUGCCAUUGUUUAUCCAAUUUCUUUUAUUUUCUGGUGUUGUGACUAAAAGUUGUAAGAUAUGAUGAAUUUGUUCCCUGUUAAUAAAAUUGUGUAUUUGCUAGCUUUA
Neltuma alba is the source of this 909-nucleotide messenger RNA. Its product is annotated as protein yippee-like At4g27745. The record is from RefSeq and is a predicted model, not a curated record. Lineage: Eukaryota; Viridiplantae; Streptophyta; Magnoliopsida; Fabales; Fabaceae. The coding region runs from base 370 to 690 and encodes 106 amino acids. The transcript has 5 exons.